CUUUAUAUCGCUUCGUGUUUAUAAAACAACAACAUUUACACGCGUUUGUUCGCGUGUCGUGCUUUUAAACUCACGCACAGUGUGUUUACAUGCUAAUGCUAGCAGCGGAUUAACGGUGUUUGAGUCGCUUCCGCUGUGCAGCAGCGUUAAUAACGAUGCAGUUCAUGCUUCUGUUCAGUCGUCAAGGAAAGCUGCGGCUGCAGAAAUGGUACGUGCCCCUGUCUGACAAAGAGAAGAAGAAGAUCACCAGAGAGUUGGUGCAGACGGUUCUGGCUCGAAAGCCCAAGAUGUGCAGCUUCCUGGAGUGGAGAGAUCUGAAGGUCGUCUACAAGAGAUAUGCCAGUUUGUAUUUCUGCUGUGCUGUGGAGAACCAGGACAACGAGCUCAUCACUCUGGAGAUCAUCCACAGAUACGUGGAGCUGCUCGACAAAUACUUUGGCAGCGUUUGUGAGCUGGACAUCAUCUUCAACUUUGAGAAGGCUUACUUCAUCCUGGAUGAAUUUCUCUUGGGCGGCGAAGCUCAGGAAACGUCCAAGAAGAACGUGCUGAAGGCCAUCGAGCAGGCCGACCUGCUGCAGGAGAACGUAGACUUUCAGACACGUCUGUUUGCAGGUGUGAUGGUCCCGGGUUUGGCCUCAGAAUCUUCUGGUCUUUUCCAGAAUUAAAUCAUUGAGGUGAUUUUUCUGUUGGAGAGGAAACAAAUGUGUGUGUCUCUAUGUGUCUUUGUGUAGUUGUGUGUGUGUGUGUGUGUAAACAAGACAAUAUUUAAAGGCACUGUAUGCAUGUUAGUUAGUAAAGCUAAGCUAAGAGCUUCCUGGUUCACUCAUCAGAACAUGUUCACGUCUCUGAACUCUGAAAAACAUCCACAGUGUUAAGAUGAGGGAGUUUUUCUGGCUCAGUGUUGCCCCCUGUCUGCUGCUCUGUGUCCUGCAUGUCCUCUGAAUGAAUGUCCUGGUGUUUUUCUGUGUGUUUUUGUUUCCUGCAGCCCCGACAUGAGUUUUUCACUGUGCCUGUGUACUGACGUGCUGCUCCUCCUGCUCCUGCUCCUCCUGCUCCUCCUGCUCCUCCUGCUCCUCCUGCUCCUCCUGCUCCUGCUCCUGCUCUGCUGCUGUAUACUGAGCUCUUCACCUCCUGGCACUUUUCUCUCUCUCUGGACAUUGUCACUGUUUUUUUUGGACACAUCAUGAUCUUCUCACUCGAGACGUCUCAUCAGUGACGUACAGUGAUUUUAACAUCACACACACAGGAGCUGUUGAUCCACUGCUGCCUCCA
Molecule: messenger RNA, 1272 nt
Organism: Solea senegalensis (Senegalese sole)
Lineage: Eukaryota; Metazoa; Chordata; Actinopteri; Pleuronectiformes; Soleidae
Product: AP-1 complex subunit sigma-2-like
Exons: 6
Coding region: 156-665 (169 amino acids)
Biological process (GO): vesicle-mediated transport; intracellular protein transport
Cellular component (GO): intracellular membrane-bounded organelle; AP-1 adaptor complex; membrane coat
Molecular function (GO): clathrin-cargo adaptor activity
Source: RefSeq, a predicted model, not a curated record